CCGCCCCUCAGCGGCUGGUCAGAGGUCCGGGUGUCCCCCACCCCCCAACCCCAACUUAACACGGUCCCAGUUCCCGGUCCCACCUAACGCGAUCCUGGGUUCCCGGCCCGCAGCCGACUGCCAGCGGCUUGGUGCCGCCGAGGGUCGGGAGCGCGCGAGCUCGUACCCACGGCUGCAAGGAGGGUUUCCCCAGACCGAAGCGCGGAAACGGGGUGCUCCGGCCUCCCGCCCGCUCUCCGCCUGAUCUUCGCGGUCGCAGACGCUGUGCGCCCUGCGCGAUGGGUGCCAACGAGGACCAGGAGAUGGAACUAGAAGCUUUACGUUCCAUUUACGAAGGAGAUGAAAGCUUCCGGGAAUUAAGUCCGGUUUCAUUUCAAUACAGGAUAGGUGAAGAUGGUGAUCCCAAAGCCUUCCUAAUAGAGAUUUCCUGGACAGAGACCUAUCCCCAAACGCCUCCGGUUAUAUCUAUGAACGCGUUUUUUAACAACACCAUCUCCUCGGCUGUGAAGCAGAGCAUCUUAGCCAAGCUGCAGGAAGCAGUAGAAGUGAACCUCGGCACUGCCAUGACUUACACAUUGUUCGAGUACGCUAAAGACAAUAAAGAGCAGUUCAUGGAGAACCACCAUCCCGGGAACUCUACACCAACACCCAUAGCCAAUAUCAUCUCGGUUGAAGCUCCCAGCACAGCCCCAUCAAGUAAGAAAAAAGAAAAGAAAGAACAACUUUCCAAAGCUCAGAAACGCAAGCUGGCAGAUAAGACAGAUCACAAAGGGGAGCUCCCUCGAGGCUGGAACUGGGUUGAUGUCGUGAAGCAUUUAAGCAAAACUGGCUCUAAAGACGAUGAGUAGCACCUACAGAAGAAGCGAGCGCGUCUCUGCAAGGCAGCCCGGAUCAACAUAUCUCCUUACUUUUUCUGGCACCGAGUGGCUUUUUACAAGACAUAGCUCUUUUGUAUGUGUCUUUAAAAAUAGAAGUGGAAAGUCCACGAAGAGAUCUGGUUGUAGUAAAUUAUUUUCACAAGCUCACCUUAAUAAAAGGUGAAAGUGUAGCCGUUGAGAGUACUCUCUGCAGCCGGGAGCAUCGUUGGCUGUGGAUGGCCCUGAGCGGUGAGUCAGUGGUGACUUCCACCAAGCCGCUUGCAGGUGGCAGUUCAGUGGUGCCCGGGAUAGCAUCGCUGGUAUCCCAUGGCAUGACCAUAGCAACAGGCGUCUCCCCUUAAGUCGCCAUCUCCUUCUGCUUGGAUAACCACGAGAAAGCUGCUUCAGAGCAAUCUCAGUACUGAUGCUGAGAGUUCUGAUUCUUUCCAUAGUUCCUCAUUCAUCAGCAGUCAAUUGCUUCCCCUUAAUAAACUGAGAUCUAGUUUUACUUUUCUCUUAGCUUGGGUGAAGGUGUUUGAUCAUGAGAUCUUCCAAUUCUAUGAUGAAUAGAAAGAAUAUAAGAAGAAAACUGAGAGUCUGGGAAAGAGCUCAGUCAGUAAAGGGCUUGCCAUGCAAGCACGAGGACCCGAGUUCAGGUCCCCAGCAGCCACGGAGAAAACCGGGCAUGCGCCUGAAACCCAGUGCUGGGCGGGCAGGGAUGGGAGGAUCCCUGGUGCUUGCUGGCCAGCCAGUCUGGCGGAAUCCCUGAACUCCCAGUUCAGUGAAAGAUGCUAUCUCAAAUAAAUAAGGUAGAAAGCAAUAGAAGAAGAAGACACAUCGCAGAUCUCAGCCUCAACAGGCAACACACAUAAAUAUAUAUACCAUACAAUAAACAAAACAAAAGCAACAGGUUUGCCAAAUACUUCAGAAAGCAUUUGGAUAAGUGCUAGCUCUUGUUUCAAAUACUUCCCUUUGCUGCAUAUGCCAGGAUGGGUAUAAGAUGCCUUAAUAUUUAAUUUUUGUAUUGUUGGAGACAGUGGUUUUAAUAAAUUCCUAUUAUCUGCUA
Molecule: messenger RNA, 1923 nt
Organism: Arvicola amphibius (Eurasian water vole)
Lineage: Eukaryota; Metazoa; Chordata; Mammalia; Rodentia; Cricetidae
Gene: Rwdd4
Product: RWD domain containing 4
Exons: 8
Coding region: 279-848 (189 amino acids)
Molecular function (GO): protein binding
Source: RefSeq, a predicted model, not a curated record